AUGAAAUUGAGCGCCCUGUACACACUACUGUGCACGCUGUGCAUCCCGUAUCUACUGGCCAGUGUAACGAACUUUUCGGACGAGGAAAUACACGAAAAAGUAAAGUCUAUUGUGAACGAAGCAGACGAGUGCUCGCUAGAAGAUGUAGAGUUCAUAGACAAGUAUAACGAAAAACUGUACUGGAUAUGGACGAACAACCUUUUCAGGUAUUUAAGAGUCAAGCUGUAUUUGUAUGAAAGUGACACGAUUUACAAAAAUGUGAAAGGGGAAAAUGGCAACGCUUUGGGGGACCAUGUGAAGGACGCACUACGGGAUGACUUCUUCAUUUACAAAGAGAGAGAGGAAUUCAUACGAAUUGCACUGAACAUCCUGUCCAAUGAAAAGUCAUUGGCAAAAAUGAUAAGUGUAUAUACACCUAAAAAGGAAAUAAAAUUUUUUCAAGAAUUAUCGCAGAGUCAGUUAAUUGACCUUCUCAUAAAUGAAAAAAAAAAUUUAAUAAACUCAUUUAACAAAUUUAAAUUGUUCCAAGAUUUUCGAGACGUUUCAAAUUCAAAAUAUUAUUACCAGCAACGCUUUUCACAGAGGGACACAGAACAUAAAGCUCACGAUAAUAUAGGUAUCGCCCGGAAUGAACAAAUGGAGGACGAUAAAAAUCCGGGGGUAAACAAUAAGAGAACAAAAAAUGUAAUCACAUUUAAUGCUGAGGAAAUACCGCGCAUGACGGAGAUACCGUUCGACUUUUACGAUCAGAACAAGUGGAACAAAUAUUUUUAUUCCGUCAAUGAUGAGUAA
Messenger RNA from Plasmodium fragile, 792 nucleotides. RefSeq lists its product as uncharacterized. The record is from RefSeq and is a predicted model, not a curated record. Bases 1 to 792 code for a protein of 263 amino acids. Lineage: Eukaryota; Apicomplexa; Aconoidasida; Haemosporida; Plasmodiidae. The transcript has a single exon.